CCGUCAGAGAUUCCACAAUUCAGUGAACAAUCUUUGAGAAUCUUGGCUCGUUCCCAUAAUUUUGCGGCACUAUCCCAACUUUCUGCAUCAAAUAAAAACUUACCGCUACUCUGCAAUCUAUCUAAACUUUUUCGGGUUUAAUUCUUUAAUUUCAAGGUAAUAACAAAUGAAGUUGAGUCCUAGAGAAGUUGAGAAACUAGCACUUCAUAAUGCUGGUUUUCUUGCACAGAAGCGUCUUGCUAGUGGACUCAGGCUAAAUUAUACUGAAGCUGUGGCCCUUAUUGCAACUCAGAUUUUGAAUUUUGUUCGUGUUGGAAACAAAAGUGUGGCAGACCUGAUGGACAUUGGAACACAGCUUCUUGGAAGGCGACAAGUCCUUCCAGCUGUUGUUCACCUUUUGCAUACUGUCCAGGUUGAAGGGACCUUUCGAGAUGGGACAAAGUUGAUUACCGUCCAUGAUCCUAUUGCUAAUGAAAAUGGAAAUUUAGAGUUAGCUCUUGAUGGUUCCUUUCUUCCAGUUCCAUCAUUGGACAAAUUCCCAGAUAUGAAGGAUGAAAUCAUCCCUGGUGAGCUGAGGCCGGGGGUUGGUGACAUCGCCCUAAACAAUGGAAGGAGAGCUGUAAUCCUCAAAGUCAUUAACAACGGAGAUCGACCCGUUCAGGUUGGCAGUCACUAUCAUUUCAUUGAGGUGAAUCCUUCCUUAUUAUUUGAUAGGAAAAAAGCUUAUGGCAUGCGAUUGAAUAUACCAGCUGGGACCGCAACUCGGUUUGAGCCAGGGGAUCCUAAAUGUGUUACACUUGUAAGUAUUGGAGGCAUACGAUGCAUUAGAGGAGGGAAUAACAUUGCUGAUGGUGCUGUUGAUGAUGCCAAUAUUGAAACUAUAAUGGACACGAUACACACUAGAGGCUUCCAGCAUUUGGAAGAAGAAAAUGCCAGUUGGGGAGUCACUGGAGAAGAUAUUAAUUUCACUAGAUUCAUGUCUCGUGAAGCUUAUGCAAACAUGUAUGGCCCAACAACCGGUGAUAUAAUCCGGCUUGGUGACACUGACUUGUUCGCUGAAAUAGAAAGGGAUCUUGUAGUUUAUGGUGAUGAAUGUGUUUUUGGUGGUGGAAAAGUUUUAAGGGAUGGAAUGGGCCAGGCUUCCGGGUAUCCAUCAGCUGUCUGCCUUGAUACAGUUAUUACUAAUGCUGUGAUAAUUGAUUAUACUGGAAUAUAUAAAGCAGAUAUCGGUAUUAAGGGUGGCCACAUUGUUGCUAUUGGAAAAUCUGGAAAUCCAGAUAUAAUGGAUGGUGUGUCAGCGAACAUGAUCAUCGGGGUCAAUACUGAGGCGAUUGCUGGAGAAGGAAUGAUCGUGACCGCUGGAGCUAUAGAUUGCCAUGUGCAUUUCAUAUGUCCUCAAUUAGCUUGUGAAGCGAUUUCCAGUGGAAUUACUACAUUGGUCGGAGGUGGAACCGGACCUGCUGAUGGAACACGUGCUACUACUUGCACGCCUGCACCAUUACAAAUGAAGCUUAUGUUGCAAUCGACUGAUGACCUUCCGAUGAACUUCGGUUUUACUGGAAAGGGAAAUAGUUCUAAGCCAGAAGGACUUCCUGAAAUUAUAGCUGCUGGAGCAAUGGGACUAAAGCUUCAUGAGGAUUGGGGAACCACUCCUGCUGCAAUAGAUAGUUGUCUCAAUGUUGCAGAAGAAUAUGAUAUUCAGGUCAAUAUUCACACUGAUACAUUGAAUGAAUCUGGAUUUGUAGAACAUACAAUUGAGGCAUUUAAAGGAAGAACUAUUCAUACUUAUCACAGUGAGGGCGCCGGUGGUGGUCAUGCUCCUGAUAUCAUCAAAGUCUGUGGUGUGAAAAACGUUCUUCCUUCUUCAACUAAUCCUACAAAACCUUUCACUUCAAAUACCAUAGAUGAGCACCUAGACAUGUUGAUGGUCUGUCAUCACCUUGACAAGAACAUUCCAGAAGACGUGCAUUUUGCUGAAUCACGGAUUCGUGCUGAGACAAUAGCUGCAGAAGACAUUCUGCAUGACAUUGGUGCUAUAAGUAUUGUAUCUUCUGACUCACAGGCUAUGGGUCGCAUUGGAGAGGUUAUAUGUAGGACUUGGCAAACUGCACACAAGAUGAAGGUCCAGAGAGGACCACUACUCCCAAGUGAUGUUCAUAACGAUAACUUCAGAAUCAAACGUUAUGUGGCAAAAUACACCAUUAAUCCGGCUAUUGCUAAUGGAUUUUCCCAGUAUGUGGGAUCAAUAGAGGUUGGUAAAUUGGCUGAUCUUGUUUUGUGGAAUCCCGCUUUCUUUGGGGCAAAACCUGAAAUGAUCAUUAAAGGAGGAGAUAUUGCGUGGGCUAAUAUGGGUGACGCUAAUGCUAGUAUACCAACUCCAGAGCUGGUGAUAAUGAGGCCUAUGUUUGGAGCUUUCGGGAAAGCUGGAUGUUCCAACUCAAUCGCUUUUGUCAGCAAGGCCGCUACGGAUAAGGGAGUAAAGGAACAAUAUGGGCUUAAUAAGAGAGUAGAAGCUGUGGGUGGUGUGAGGAGUAUAAGCAAAGAAGAUAUGAAACUUAAUAACUCGCUGCCAAAAAUCGUGGUUGAUCCUGAUACUUACACAGUUACUGCUGAUGGUGAGGUCCUUACGUGUUCUCCUGCUUCAGCAGUUCCAUUGUCGCGAAAUUACUUUUUAUUUUAAGCUAUUACAAUUUUCUUUUGUUUUUUUCCGUCUAGGUUGAAAAUUCGUAUAUAUACCAAAGUUGUCUUUCGAAAGAGGCCUUUGAAGAAAUGUAAAAGUUUUCGUGGUUGCAGACAAGAAAAGGCAUCUGGAUUAGGAAGAAUAAACCCGUGCCUGGGAGCGACAAAACGUGCCAUUGUUUUAGAUUUGUUUGGUGAUUAUUAGUGGAAAAAACUUUAUUUGCUGCGGUUUUUUUUGGCUAUAAUAUACUGCGGAUUUUUGGCCAUAAUAUGCUGCGGUUUUGGCCCGCAGCAAUAGUGAUAGCAACAAAUGGCUUAUUUUAAAUGCUGCAGUUUAAAACCGCAGCAAAAAAAAAGGCUAUUUUUUUUCUUUUUGCUGGGUCAGAAGGCUCUCCGCGUGUCGCGUAGAUUUGGGCGAAGCGUGGAGUUGGGUCUGUCUGCCUUCAAAUUUAUUCUUCAUUUUUUUUAUUUGCUUUUUUCGUUUAAUAGUAUUAAAUAAUCCAAUAAUGUACAAUGUAAUAAACAAUGAUUAAUCCAAUGAUAAUCACCAAUUAACUCCAA
Amaranthus tricolor (Joseph's coat) is the source of this 3240-nucleotide messenger RNA. RefSeq names its product urease. The transcript has 20 exons. The coding region runs from base 167 to 2680 and encodes 837 amino acids. NCBI's taxonomy places the organism in Eukaryota, Viridiplantae, Streptophyta, Magnoliopsida, Caryophyllales, Amaranthaceae. Gene Ontology annotation, biological process: urea catabolic process. The record is from RefSeq and is a predicted model, not a curated record. Gene Ontology annotation, molecular function: nickel cation binding; urease activity. Gene Ontology annotation, cellular component: urease complex.